UAUCAAAACCAAUCCGAAACGACUCCUUUCACUUCAAGACUCCACUAUCCGUCGGUAAUGGGGAUUCGUUUGCCAUCUAUCAUCCUCCAUGUCAAGCAAGUCCUCAAGUCGCAGCCCCUCAGCACUCCGAAUACUCGACCGGAUGUCCCGAAAGGCCACGUGGCGGUUUACGUUGGGGAGGUCCAAAGGAAACGGUUCCUGGUCCCAAUCUCGUUCUUGAACCACCCUUCAUUCCGAGAGUUGCUGCGCCGAGCUGAGGAAGAGUAUGGCUUCGAGCAUCCGAUGGGUGGCCUCACGAUUCCAUGCAGAGAAGAGGCCUUCAUUGAUCUCACUGCUCAGCUGCAUGGAUUGUGAAAGUUUUAGUAUGUACAUCUUGUCAUGGAGAGACUAGAUUCCCAGUUUUGACAUCUUUUCUUAGCGUCGUUCCCCUUUG
Messenger RNA from Eucalyptus grandis, 433 nucleotides. Its product is annotated as auxin-responsive protein SAUR21. The coding region runs from base 58 to 354 and encodes 98 amino acids. Gene Ontology annotation, biological process: response to auxin. The transcript has a single exon. The record is from RefSeq and is a predicted model, not a curated record. Lineage: Eukaryota; Viridiplantae; Streptophyta; Magnoliopsida; Myrtales; Myrtaceae.